AUGGACGCGGCGGCGGCGUACAGCAAGGCUGUGGCUGGCGCCGGGAGGGACGGAAGCGGUGGCAACGAGGAGGUGGCCUGGCGGUGGCCGUGGCCGGGAUGGCGCCGACCGGGGCGGGUGGAGGUGGUCGUGACGGGGUUCUUGGCCACCUCGACGCUGCUUCUGCUGGUCUUCGGCGGCGCCGGGAACCAGCCGGCGUUCUCAUCGUCGCCAGGAUGCGAAUUCGUGCAAAAGCCAGUUUACGUAGCAUCGCUUGUCCGUGAGCAUGUCGCGGGACCGCCCCCGCCGACGAUUCGGCACGACCAAGACCGCCUCCUCGGCGGGCUCCUCUCGCCGGCCUUCGACGAGCAGUCCUGCCGUUCCAGGUACGCAUCGUCUCUCUACCGCCGCCCGUCGCCGUUCCGGCCAUCCACCUACCUCGUGGAGCGCCUCAGGCGGUACGAGGCCCGGCACAGGCGGUGCGGCCCCGGCGCGCCGCUGUUCAAGGACGCCGUCGAGCCCCUGCGGUCCGGCCGCAACGCCGCGCGCUCCGAGUGCCAGUACGUCGUCUGGACGCCGAUCAACGGCCUCGGCAACCGCAUGCUCUCGCUCGCCAACACCUUCCUGUACGCGCUCCUCACCGACCGCGUCCUGCUCGUGCACGCGCCGCACGAGUUCGACGGCCUCUUCUGCGAGCCCUUCCCCGGCAGCUCCUGGGCGCUCCCCGCCGGCUUCCCGAUCACCGACUUCGCCGGCGUUUUCACCAUGGGGUCGCCGACGAGCUACAAGAACAUGCGGCAGGCCGGGGCCGUGAGCGGCGACCACCGCAACGUCACCGCCGACAGCCUGCCCGCGUUCGUGUUCCUGGACCUCAUCCAGUCCUUCACCGACGCCGCCUUCUGCGAGUCCGACCAGCGCGUGCUCGCCAAGUUCAACUGGGUGGUGGUCAAGUCCGACGUGUACUUCGCCGCCAUGUUCUUCCUCAUGCCGGCCUACGAGCGCGAGCUCGCGCGGCUGUUCCCGGAGAAGGAGGCCGUGUUCCACCACCUCGCCCGCUACCUCUUCCACCCGUCGGACGACGUGUGGGCCAUCGUGCGCAGGUACUACGGGGCCUACCUCGCCAGGGCCGACGAGCGCGUCGGCCUUCAGGUGCGCGUGUUCCCGGAGAUGCCCGUGCCGUUCGAGAACAUGUACGGCCAGAUCCUCCGGUGCUCGGAGCAGGAGCCCGGCCUGCUGCCGAAGGUUGCGCGCAAGGGCGGCGCGGCGGCGAACCACUCCUCGGCGGCCGUGGCGUCGUCGGGGAGCAGGAGCAACAAGCUCACCUCGAUUCUGGUGACGUCGCUCUUCUCCGACUACUACGAGCGCAUCCGCGGCGUGUACUACGCGAACCCGACGGAGACGGGGGAGUUCGUGGAGGUGCACCAGCCGAGCCACGAGAGGGAGCAGCGCACGGAGGCGCGCGCCCACAACCAGAGGGCGCUGGCGGAGAUGUACCUGCUGAGCUUCUGCGAUCGCAUCGUCACCACCGCGGUGUCGACGUUCGGGUACGUCGCGCACGGGCUCGCCGGCGUGCGGCCCUGGGUGCUGCUCCGGCCACCGACGCCCGAAGCGCCGGUUGAUCCGGCGUGCGUCCGAUCGAGGACAGUGGAGCCCUGUCUUCAGGCGCCGCCGCGACGGAUGUGCGGUGUGGCGGAGGGGUCGGACAUUGGAGCUCUGGUGCCUUACGCCCGGCACUGCGAGGACGAGCACAAAGGUCUCAAGCUGUUCCCUUAG
This is a messenger RNA of Panicum virgatum (switchgrass), 1752 nucleotides long. Its product is annotated as probable fucosyltransferase 8. NCBI's taxonomy places the organism in Eukaryota, Viridiplantae, Streptophyta, Magnoliopsida, Poales, Poaceae. Gene Ontology annotation, biological process: xyloglucan biosynthetic process; cell wall biogenesis. Gene Ontology annotation, cellular component: Golgi apparatus; membrane. The coding region runs from base 1 to 1752 and encodes 583 amino acids. Gene Ontology annotation, molecular function: galactoside 2-alpha-L-fucosyltransferase activity. The record is from RefSeq and is a predicted model, not a curated record. The transcript is spliced from 3 exons.